AUUUAAAUGGACCCAUACUGUAUAUAUAACAGGCCACUCGCAUAGUUGGACAGUAAAACUGUUGUUGCAUCACAUAUGUCCACUUACAAUUACUGAGACAGAGGACAUUUCCAGUUGAUCUCAACAUAGAUGAAGUGUUAGGUUGUCAAGGGCCAAAAUGGGAUCUCUUACAAAUGACAUCAAUCAAGAUUUUCAGGAUGCCAUUGAUGUAAUUCAGCGCCACUCUCUGCACAACGACACAGAAAUUAAAUACUAUGAGAAUUUGGAAAGUCAACACUCGCCUGGUCGACAUGCAAUUUCAUACUAUCAGUUCACACCCCAUUUUGAACCCCAAGGAUCUGCAUAUGAAUGGAAUGAAUCCUCAUCAUGGUCGUCUCACAUUGUGCCGGAAGUGUCUCUGAGUGCCCUGAGUUCAACGCCUUCACCGUUUUACUCAAAUUUACCACUGCGUCACAGUAAAGGCCGCAAGAAGUUGCGCUUAUAUGAGUAUCUGCACGAGGCGCUCAACGACGACAACAUGUGCGACUCCAUUCAGUGGACAGACAGAGGGAGCGGCAUCUUCCACUUCAUCUCGAAAAAUAAAGAAAAACUGGCCGAGUGCUGGGGUCAACGCAAGGGAAACCGUAAAACCAUGACCUACCAGAAAAUGGCACGCGCCCUACGCAACUACAGCCGCACGGGUGAGAUCGUAAAAGUGCGCCGCAAACUCACCUACCAGUUUAACCCCGCAAUACUGCAGAGACUGAGUUCAGUAUCGGUCUACACCUCGGGCCCUACGUCCAGAGAAGUUACCCUUCAUCAGCAAACGUCUGCUGCCGAUCAUGUAUACUACAGUUCAGCUGUCCCUGACUGUCAUUACUGGUACAGCCAGUACUCUUACCAGGGCGAUUAUGACCUCGCCACUGUAUUAACGAUGCAUCAGGACCCAAAACAGGGGUGAUUUCUCAAUGAAACCAAUCACGUUCAUUGCAUGAAUAUUACAGUUUCUUUUGCAAAGUUAGUGAUGAAAAAAGCAAGCAUAAAUGUGUACAGUGCCUGAAAAUAAGUGAUUAAAAUGUGAUCACAAAGGACACAUACAUUGGCCUCAGGAAAAUAGUUGGACACUUUUGUGACAUUUAAAAUGGCAUCGAAUGACAACAUACUUGUCUUGAACAAUGUUUUGCUUUAUAAGUGUGUUUGUGUCACUGUAUAUUAAAGAGUUAAGUACUGCCACCUUGUUUGAUAUUUCAUAGAAUGCAAGGCCAUAUAUACUUUUUAAAAGUGGUGAUUAAUUUGACUAUUUAACAUAUGCUAUAGAUCUUGGGUCUUCAACUGGUGGUCCUUAUUGGGGGUCCUCCAAAUAUUGUGUAAAUGCAACAAUAUGCAACAAUUUAAUCUAUUCAGUUGAAUUCAAAUGUUAUGCAGUAUUCUGAAAAUUAUUAUUUUAAUAUCUUUGUAACAUAACCAUCACAUGUUAUGUUACAUCACAUAUACUGGGGGGUCCCUGGUCCUGAUGUAUAGAUUAUUUCUCGAAUUGUUUAUAUAAAGAACUCAACAGAUCAUUUGUUUUAUCACUCAAAUAAACCUUAAGUACACCAUUAAAUUUGUUUGUUAAAUGUUCUGUAAGAGACAAAAAGCCACAGUAAAAACGCCUGUACUGAUUUCUUUGCUAAUACAAUGAGUCCUUAUCAUCUUGUGUAUCACUGCUUUGUGUGUCAUAUUACAAACCGAUCUCAAAAUACCUUCCUCUUUGUAAGAUAAAGAUCAUACGCUAAUGUAGCGCAGUACAAAAACAAGGUUCUCUUCCAGAAUUUUCACGGAUAAAAAUGUAAAGACUCCCU
Molecule: messenger RNA, 1820 nt
Organism: Misgurnus anguillicaudatus (oriental weatherfish)
Lineage: Eukaryota; Metazoa; Chordata; Actinopteri; Cypriniformes; Cobitidae
Gene: spic
Product: Spi-C transcription factor (Spi-1/PU.1 related)
Biological process (GO): regulation of transcription by RNA polymerase II; cell differentiation
Cellular component (GO): nucleus
Molecular function (GO): DNA-binding transcription factor activity, RNA polymerase II-specific; sequence-specific DNA binding
Source: RefSeq, a predicted model, not a curated record